Oryctolagus cuniculus (rabbit) is the source of this 2020-nucleotide messenger RNA. It is a transcript of the gene EIF2AK2, whose product is annotated as eukaryotic translation initiation factor 2 alpha kinase 2. Gene Ontology annotation, cellular component: cytoplasm; nucleus. Gene Ontology annotation, biological process: eiF2alpha phosphorylation in response to endoplasmic reticulum stress. The record is from RefSeq and is marked provisional. Gene Ontology annotation, molecular function: eukaryotic translation initiation factor 2alpha kinase activity; double-stranded RNA binding; ATP binding. NCBI's taxonomy places the organism in Eukaryota, Metazoa, Chordata, Mammalia, Lagomorpha, Leporidae.
CACCUGAAGGGGAAAGGCUCGCGGGGCGCUGUCUGAGCUGAGAACCAUUUCCGGCGAAGAGUAUUGAAUCCAGUAGGUCACUGGAGGAAGAAAUGGCCAAUGAUCUUUCACCAGGUUUCUUCAUAGAAGAACUUAACAAAUACCGUCAGAAACACAACAUACUACUUAAGUAUCAUGAACUGCCCCAGUCGGGGCCCCCGCAUGAUGUGACGUUUACCUUUAAAGUUAUAAUAAAUGAAAGAGAAUUUCCAGAAGCUGAAGGUAAAUCAAAGAAGGAAGCAAAAAAUGCUGCAGCCAAAAUAGCUGUUGAUAUACUUAAUAAAGAAAAUAAGGAAGUUAGUCCUUUAUCGCUGGAAACAACGAAUACUUCAGAGGGGUCAUCCAUUGGGAAUUACAUCGGCCUUAUCAAUAGGAUUACUCAGAAGGCAAAACUAACUGUAAAUUAUGAACCAUGUGAACUGUGGGAGCAGGGGCCCAAAAGAUUUCAGUAUAAAUGCCGAAUUGGGCUGAAAGUAUAUGGUACCGGUAUUGGUUCUACUAAACAGGAGGCAAAACAGUUGGCUGCUAAAUCUGCAUAUCAUAAGAUACUAUCAGAAGGAACCUUAAUGACAAUUAACUCUACUUCUCCUGGUUCUGUUGCUACUACAAUUAAUGACUUCAGAAACAUCGCUUUGGUAUCACACACAUGUGGUUCUGAAUCGCCAUCUGAAAAUUACUUCUCAACAACUGUGCCAGAAGGAAGUUAUAAUGAUGACAGUUUAAACAAUUCUUCGUCAUCUUCUAUGAAUGUCUCCAGAAAUAAUCAUAAGAAGAUAAAAAGGCAUUUGGCGCCUACAUUUAACCUGCCUGAUAAAGAAGCAAGCAAGUAUACUGUGAACCCCAGGUUCGCCAACGAUUUUAAAGAAAUAGAACCAAUUGGCGCAGGUGGAUUUGGCCAAGUUUUCAAAGCAAAGCACAGAAUUGAUGGAAAGACUUAUGUUAUCAAACGUGUUAAAUAUGAUAGUGAGAAGGUAGAGCGUGAAGUCAAAGCAUUAGCAGCACUCACUCAUCCCAAUAUUGUUCACUACUACGGUUGUUGGGUCGGGCAUGAUUAUGAUCCUGAGAGCAGUAAUUCGGAUACCGAAAACAGCAUGAAUAUGAAUUUAGGAGUGAAGACUAGGUGCCUUUUGAUACAAAUGGAAUUCUGUGACCUAGGGACAUUGGAACAAUGGAUUGAAAACAGAAGACAACAGAAAUCAGAAAAAGCUUUGGCUUUGGAGUUUUUUUGGCAAAUAACAACAGGACUGAAAUAUAUACAUUCUAAAGAGUUAAUUCAUAGAGACCUGAAGCCAAAUAACAUAUUUUUAGUGGCUAUAAACCAAAUAAAAAUCGGAGACUUUGGACUUGUAACAUCCCUCCAAAAUAAUGAAAAGCGAACAGUUAAUAAGGGAACUUUACGAUAUAUGAGUCCAGAACAGAUUUCUUCCCAAAACUAUGGGAAGGAAGUGGACAUCUAUGCUUUGGGGCUCAUUCUUGCUGAACUUCUUCACAUAUGCACCACAGUUGUAGAAACAGCGAAGAUUUUCGCCGAGCUAAGGAGGGGCAUUUUCCCAGAUGUGUUUGACAUUAAAGAAAAAACUCUGCUACAGAAAUUACUUGCAUUGGAGCCUGAGAAACGACCUGACACGUCUGAAAUACUGAAGACUUUGGCUGAGUGGAAGAAUGUCUCAGACAAAAAGCAAAGAUACACGUAUUAGGGACCUUUGGAGAAAGUAUCUUGCUUCCAAUAAGUGAUUUUUCUGUAGUUAUCUAAAAUCUACUGGGGAAUAUUGCUAGGUACUUACCUUUUAUUUUCAUUUCCUCCCUUAAAUGUUUACGACGUUUGUAGAGACAUUUUUAUUUUUACCUCAAAAACAUUCUUACACUUACCCUUUACUGACUUUUUCCUGAUGGUGAAAAGGCUUCAAAAUUUCUUCUUUAUAUUAAUUAAUGAGUCAAUUAAUACAUAUAUAUUAAAUGUCUACUGCUUUUUAGCCAAAAA